AUGAACAAGCAACAACAUCAGCAGCAGCAGCAACUACAGCAGCAGCAGCAACAGCAAAGACCAUUAAACAGUAGUGGAAAUAUUAAAAGUCAGAUAAUACACAAUAAACAACAGUCUCAACCUGAUCUAAUAAAACCACAGACAACACAUCAGCAAUCAUUACAGCAAAAAUCAAGCUCUACAAGUAAUUUAAAUAUAUUAAAUAAUAACAAUAAAAUAAAGAAAACUAAAUACUCUGCAAGCUAUUUGAAUCAAAUGAAUAAUAUCGAAAGUGAAAUCAAGAAAUGGAUAAAAGAGAAAUGUGAUACAUCUUUAUCAGAGGAUUUUUUAGAAAAAGAUUUAAUGGAAUCAUUAAGCACAGGAACGAUUCUAUGCGUAUUAAUCAAUACAAUUAAACAGGGUACUAUCCAAAAAAUACAUUUACAACCCACACAUUUACAAAAGAUUGAAAAUAUUAGAAAUUAUUUAAGGGCAUGUUGGUUAUUUGGUUUACAUUCAAAAUAUUUUUUUCAAAGCUCAUAUUUAUUAACUAUGGAAAAUGAUCCAAGUGAAAUUAAUAAUAAAAUAAAUAAUAAAAAUAAUAAUGAAGUAAUAGUGAUAAUAAGUCCAUCUAAAAUAAUUAGUAACAAUAGCAACAAUAAUAUAACAUAUACACUCACAAUCAACUUGGAACAUAAAGAAAAGAUUAUGAUAAAUUUAGCAGAGCUACGUAAAAUAUCUUUUAAAAUUAAAUCAUCUGGAAGUUUUUUAGCGCCAGGUAGCAGUGGAAGUAGUACAAAUCUUAGUACAGUCUCAACUCCACCAACACCAAUAAGUAUAAAUGAUAAUAGUAAUAACUCUAGUUCAACAUCUUCACCAAUUAUUUUAACAAACAACUCCAAUUCACCAUCGAUACAAGAUAAUAUAGCGAAUAAUAAUAAUAGUAAUAAUAUUAAUAUUAAUAGUAAUAGUAAUAAUAAUAAAUCAAUAUUAAAUAAAAAAUCAAAAAUAAUGAAAAAAGAUUUAAUUAUUGAUAGUGAUAGCGAUAGCAGCGAUUCAGAUAAUGAAACAAGAUCAACAACAUCUUCUUCCUCCUUAUUAUUAGGCAGUGAUGGUACACCAAUAAUAUUAUCACAAGACGAACCGUCGUCUAUAUCAUUUAAAUCGUUUAUAAAGGAGAUUAUCCAUUUAAAGAAUAGAAUUUCAAAACAAGAUAAAAUAAUAAAUGACCAAAAAGAUACAAUUGAAACAUUAGAAAAAGAUUUGGAGAAACAAAGGCAAUUAAAUAAACGAUUAGUAGAGAUUCCAAUGGACAUAUCAUCAUUCUUAGAAACAUCAGUAGAUCCAAAUGGAGCCAUUCCAGUAUCAAUCCAAGCAUUCACAAGGCAAAUUCAACAGAUACAAUCAUUGCAGCAACAAAACCAAUUAUUAGAAACAGAAAUAUCGAAAACUAAUGAACAUUUAGCUGGGCAUAUCAGAAAAAACACAAAGUUGGAAAAUGAAGUUUUGUUAAUCGAAAAUGAAUUAUUAAAUUUAAGAAUGAAAUAUGCAAAUACCCUUUCAAACAAUCCAACACCAAACAAUUUAGCCAAUAGCGGUACAACUACCAUGGUAUCUUCAAGAAGCCCAUUAUCUAGAACUAUUUCCCAACCAUUUCCAUUAAGAAAAUCAAUUUCUCAUUCAAAUAUUAUGGAAAAAAAUCAAAAUCCAAAUAACACUACAAACCCCUCAAUACAAACUUCACAAUCACAAUCAACUUCACCAUUAAAUUCCUCAUUAGCCAUACCUCAUUCAAAUAAUUCGAAUCUUAGUAAAUCAAAUAGUUUUGUAUAUAAUAGCAAUAAUAGUAACAGUAAUAGUAAUAAUAAUAUUAAUGGUAUUAACUCAGAUGAUGGUACAAGUUUGAAAACUAGUGGUAAUGGAUUAACAUUUAAAUUUUCAUCAGCAACUAGUAUAUUACCUCCAUUAAAAGUUUCAUCAACUCUACAACAAAAAAAACAAUUACAAUCCCAGCCAUCUCAACCAUCCCAGCCACCUCAACCACCUCAACCAUCUCAACCAUCUCAACCAUCUCAGCCAUCUCAACUAAAGAAAUCAAUAAAUCAAAACAAUACUUUACAAAUUGAAUCUCCAUUUUUAAUUUCAAAUCAAUUAAACAUACCGCAGCAAGAAUCAGAAUAUGAUAAAGAAUUGGUCGAGUUUGGUAAGAAAAUAGUAUCCGCGUUAUUAUCAUCAAGCAACCAUGUUGAAAUGACAGAUAUAUACAAGAUGAACAGUAUAUUUUCAAACGAAACAUCUCGUCGACAAAUUUGUAAAGUAUUAGACGAAGAAACCAAGGCUAAUCAACUAAAGUUGCCAAUGAAUGAAAAUUCAUUUGAAGUUACACUUUAUUUAAUCAACACUAUACUUCAAUCGAUCUAUGAAGCUACAAGUAAAGAUUAUUUUAGUUUAAAGUUAAUUAUGGAUUGCUCUAGAAUAUUAAAUCGAAAAAAAGUAAAUGGCAAUUGCGAAUUUAUACAAGAGUUUAUCAAGGAUCAUCCAACAUGGAAAGAUAUAGAUUUCUGGGAAGAACAGUAUUGGGAUGAAUUAGUAAUGAAGCAUGAACAAUUUGGCUCCACAGCAGAUUUCCUCGAGGUAGAUAGCGAACUAGUCAACACUCUAUUGAUUUCAUAUGUAUAUAAUUUAGAAAGCUGGGGUUUAUCAAAAGAUACUGUAAAACAAUUCUCUAUUUCAAUAGCAAAGAAAUCGUUCUUAAGAAAACCAGAGCUUGAAAAGCUAAUCGAACAAGUUACAUCAAUUGCAGAGCUUUCAUUCAAAUCUGAUCAAUGUAAAGGUGCACACUCAUUCGUUUUGAAAACUUUUAGGAUGAUUACCGAAUGCAACUAUUGUAAAGAAUAUAUUUGGGGUGUCAGAGGUAUCGUAGCGAGAGAAGCAUUUGAGUGUGUUGGUUGUAAAUAUAAAACACACAAGAAAUGUUUAAAAGAAGCCUCAGAGACAACAUUUUGCUCUUCUCCCAAUGUUGGUGCACCAUUUAAUGUUAAACAUGAGAUUCAUGUUGGUUUAGCUUUGCAAGGUAUACCCGAGCAAUGGCGUACUCUUUUAACUCAGUCUGGUUUCCAAGAUUGCGAAAUUCAACAACACCCAGAAGAUGUUUUGGAUGUUUUAGAAUUUCAUCAUGUAUAUAAUGAAAAAAACAAUAAUGGUAGUAAUUCAGUUAGAUUACCAAAUAAUAAUAAUAUCAUCAACAACAACAGCAAUAUAACAAAUAAUAAUGAUUUAAAUAAUUUAAUUAAAAAUUUCCAACAACAGCAUUCAACAUUUGAACAACCAAUCGAAAAUGGAUAUUUUGAAAAUGUUAAUGAUGAAUAUAAUAUUUCACCACCCAAUUCAAAUUUAAUGAUGUGUCCAUCAUCACCAGGAGGUAUUGACAAUUCAUUGCUAGCAAUUGAAGAACCAUCCUUUACAUUAAAAGACUUGGUUUCAUUAGAGAAUCCAAUGGAGCUAUAUAAGGACAUUGUUAAAAUUGGUAGUGGCUCCACAGGUCAAGUUUAUGUCGGUAUGAACUCUCAAACCAGUGAAAAAGUAGCCAUCAAGAAAAUGAAAGUAGACAACAAUAAUAUAAAAAAUAUAAUCAACGAAAUUUCAACAAUGAAAAAUUCAAAACAUAAAAAUUUAAUUAAAUAUGUAAAUUCUCAUUUAAUCGUAAAUCAACUUUGGUUAAUAAUGGAAUAUAUGUCAUAUGGUUCAUUAACUGACUUAAUUUCAACAAAUAUCACUAUUACUCAAAACAAUUUAAAUAAUCAAAACAAUCUUACAUUAGGCUCCACCUCCUCAAUUACCUCAGCAAUAUCAGCAUCAACUCAUAUGAGCACUUUAUCAAGUUCACAUUCAACAACUCCAACAUACUUUACAGAGUCUCAAAUUGCUUAUAUUUGCCAACAGGUUUUACAAGGCAUAGAUUAUAUUCAUAAAGGUCACAGAAUUCAUAGAGAUAUUAAAUCUGAUAAUAUUUUAAUUGGUAAAGAUGGUUCUGUUAAAAUUUGUGAUUUUGGAUUUGUUGCAAAUCUUACUCGAAAAAAAUUACAAAGAAAUUCAGUUGUAGGCACUCCAUAUUGGAUGGCACCUGAAUUGAUUAAAGGUAACCAAUAUAACCAUAAAGUCGAUAUUUGGAGUUUAGGUAUUUUAGCAAGAGAACUAUCAGAAGGUGAACCACCAUAUGCCAAGUAUCCACCAGUUAGAGCAUUGUUUUUAUUGACAAUGGAAGGCGUACCAGAAAUGAAAGAUCCAAACAAAUGGUCCAACGAGUUUAUAGAUUUUGUAAACCUUAGUUUAAAUUUAGAUGAUAAGCGUAGACCUGAUGCCCAUUAUUUAUUAAGACACCCAUUUUUAAAGAAAUCUUGUUCAGUAAAAGAAUUUUCAGAAAAAGUAAAAGAAAUUUUUAAUAUUAGAAAAAAUCAAUUCUCAGAUAUAAAUAUUUAA
Molecule: messenger RNA, 4458 nt
Organism: Dictyostelium purpureum
Lineage: Eukaryota; Evosea; Eumycetozoa; Dictyosteliales; Dictyosteliaceae
Exons: 3
Coding region: 1-4458 (1485 amino acids)
Biological process (GO): protein phosphorylation; regulation of MAPK cascade; intracellular signal transduction
Cellular component (GO): cytoplasm
Molecular function (GO): protein serine/threonine kinase activity; protein binding; ATP binding
Source: RefSeq, a predicted model, not a curated record